AUGAAGAAGUUCUCUUUAUUAACACCAGAUAAUGUUGAGACUGUUUAUUCUCUUGUUUACAUCAUUUCUGAAGUUGACUAUACAAGUGACGUUUGUGGAGAGAUAGUCAAGUUGGCUAUCAGCGAUGUACUUCCAUGGAUAUGUGACAAUCAAACGAAAAUUACUUCGAAUGAUGAAGAUAUUGAGAAGUAUGAUUUUCUUGUUCUUGUGUUAUUGGUGUUAUUCUGCAAAACAACGAUGACUGAAAAAAUGAAGAACAUAGUGCAACAAGUCAGAAAAGUAUAUGGGAGUGAAGCUGGGGAGAUUACCGAGUAUUGCGAUAAGUUACUAAAUUAA
This is a messenger RNA of Entamoeba histolytica HM-1:IMSS, 336 nucleotides long. RefSeq lists its product as uncharacterized. The record is from RefSeq and is a predicted model, not a curated record. Bases 1 to 336 code for a protein of 111 amino acids. NCBI's taxonomy places the organism in Eukaryota, Evosea, Mastigamoebida, Endamoebidae. The transcript has a single exon.